This is a messenger RNA of Culex pipiens pallens (northern house mosquito), 1744 nucleotides long. Its product is annotated as zinc finger protein 226-like. Bases 149 to 1621 code for a protein of 490 amino acids. The record is from RefSeq and is a predicted model, not a curated record. Gene Ontology annotation, biological process: regulation of transcription by RNA polymerase II. NCBI's taxonomy places the organism in Eukaryota, Metazoa, Arthropoda, Insecta, Diptera, Culicidae. Gene Ontology annotation, molecular function: DNA-binding transcription factor activity, RNA polymerase II-specific; zinc ion binding; RNA polymerase II transcription regulatory region sequence-specific DNA binding. The transcript has 2 exons. Gene Ontology annotation, cellular component: nucleus.
GAACUUGGUUUUCGUGUAUGUUUACGGCCGAUUUCGCUUAGGAAACGUCAGAAAAGUAAACAUUCAUGUUGCAAAAUAAAUAUUUUUUUCUUCAAGUUACAAAAUUAUUGAUUUUGGCUCAAUUACCUACCUCGAUUUCAAGUCCAGUAUGUUAAAUAUGAAGCUGAUCCGCAAACCACCGCCCGACAUGGCGGUGUGUCGCGUGUGCACCGGCCGCGGCCGCCAGCUGGUUCCGUUCGCCCGGUUUGACGCGGAACGCAAGGCGUACCGGCUGGCGGACGCGAUCUACGCCGUGUGCGGCGUCCGAGUCGCGAGCGGCGACGGGCUGCCGCAGCAUUGUUGCGUUCGCUGCCUGCGCGACAUCGAAACGGGCUACAAGGUUCAGCAGCGCUGCCGCGAGUCCAACACGAAGCUGCUCGCGAUCCACCGGCUGAAGGUGACGCUGGCGGCUCUGAAGGGCGGCGGUUUGCCUGAAAGUGAGGAAGCGCGAUGGGAGGAUCCGGCGGAGGUGAAGUCGAUGGAUCCGUUGGUGGACGUAGGAGAGAUUAAAACGGAGACGGAAGGGGAUUUUGAAGAGUUGCACUUCAAAGAGGAAAUAGAGGAGGCUCGCUUGCAAGAGCCCCUUGAGGAAGUAUCCAUCAAGCAGGAGCCGACAGAUGACGUGGAGGAGGUCGCUGAAUGUCACGAUAAAGAGGAAGAAUCCAAAGAAGAUAACGAGGAAGAGGAAUUCUAUGAGGUUAUGGAAAUCGUCGAGAGCACAGACGAUGAAGAGGGCGAUGUUGCGACAGGUCCAAUUGGCGGAUUUAAAUGUUGUAGCUGCAAACAGUCAUUUCUGUCGAUACGCGAGCUGGAAGAACAUGUAAGGAUUGUUGAUAAUGUUUACUCGCCACAGGAAGUGGACAUAAAAGUGCAGUGUAAAGUUUACACCGCAUCGGUACUGGCUGCUCUGAAAAUGAACGGGCAUAUCAAGUACAAUAACUAUGAAUACAGACCGAGGGAAAACAUCAAUCGUCGCCGAUCAGACGAUGAUGUGAAGGAAAAAUCGAGAAUCUGCUGUGGUUGCUCGAAAUACUGUGAAUCACCAGUCGAACUGAUCGCCCACAGCCAAGAAAUGCACUAUCCUCAACGGUUAGAUCCGGACGAACAACGGCCGCUUGCGUGCGACAUCUGCUACCAAAACUUUGCCACCAGAAACGACCUAUUCGAGCACAAAAAGCAAUUUCGCAAAGAGGGAAAGAAAUACCCUUGCACAGAGUGCGGAGAUGGCUUUUUCACUUUUAAAAGUUUGCAAAUGCACAGGAAAUACCACCGCCCAGAUGUGACCAACUGCCACAUGUGCCCAUUUGUCUCAAACUGUCCCCUAAAGCUAAGAAGCCACAUCCAAAGACACUGUACGCUCAACGAUACCUUUAAAUGCCUGGUGUGUGCAAAAUGCUUCAGUACGUCGUCGAUUUUGGCAAAGCAUAGUGCAAAACAUCCAAUCAAAACGAAGUUUAAGUGUCCGCACUGCCCGCGUAUGUUCAACUACGAUAAGUGCCUGAAAAGACACAUCGAGCGACACGUUCGGGAGGGAAGCGUUGUUGAACAGACGGUUGCGGAUGAGGAGGAGAUGAGCGAAUAAAUUAAUAUUCUCCAUCUAUAUUGCUUUUGAAUUUCAAAAAAUCCGAUAUUCCUUCACACCAAACUGCCUCUUUGCUUUGCCUUUCUUUACAACAGUAGUGAAUCCGUCAUUUCCAUUUUCCCC